CAAAUGGCAGCAUUAAAGUCUGUAAAAGCAAAGCAACUCUACCUCCAGGAAAUCGAGAAGGCUCGCCAAGACCUUCGUGCUCUUAUCUACAGCAAGAACUGUGCUCCUAUUAUGCUUCGUCUAGCGUGGCAUGAUGCUGGAACAUAUGAUGUUAAAACAAAAACUGGAGGGCCUAACGGCUCAAUCAGAAAUGAGGAAGAGUUAAAACAUAGUGCAAAUAAUGGAUUGAAAAUCGCGGUCGACUUAUGUGAAGAAGUGAAGGCCAAGCAUCCAAAAAUUACAUAUGCCGACCUCUACCAGCUUGCUGGGGUUGUUGCAGUAGAGGUCACUGGAGGUCCACCUAUAGACUUUGUUCCGGGUAGAAAGGACUCAAAGAAAUCACCACCAGAAGGACGUCUUCCAGAUGCUAAACUCGGUGCAUCACAUUUAAGGGCAACUUUCCUUCGCAUGGGACUUUCUGACCGGGACAUUGUGGCGCUUUCCGGGGGCCAUACUUUGGGAAGGGCACAUCAGGAGAGAUCAGGCUUUGAUGGACCCUGGACAAAGGAACCUGGGAAGUUUGACAACUCAUACUUCGUGGAACUAUUGAAAGGAGAGUCACAGGGACUGCUGAAACUUCCCACAGACAAGGCUUUAGUGCAGGAUCCAGAAUUCCAUCACUAUGUCGAACUAUAUGCACGCGAUAAAGAUGCAUUCUUCAGAGACUAUGCAGAAUCACACAAGAAAUUAUCAGAACUUGGCUUUAGUCCACCUUCUUCAGGUCAGAAGAUAGGACUUGCUCUUAGCAUUGCUGCUGUCAUAGUUUUGGCAUUUGUCUGGGAUCAGUUGACAGGUUUCAGCCCAGACCCUUAUCUAGUAUGGAAACAAUACAAUAAUUAAGGUCCAUGGCUAGUCCCUUCCAUGUAUACUUAAUUUUACUGUGUGAAACAGUGAAUGGGUACAUAAC
Molecule: messenger RNA, 946 nt
Organism: Argentina anserina (silverweed cinquefoil)
Lineage: Eukaryota; Viridiplantae; Streptophyta; Magnoliopsida; Rosales; Rosaceae
Product: L-ascorbate peroxidase 3-like
Exons: 9
Coding region: 4-879 (291 amino acids)
Biological process (GO): hydrogen peroxide catabolic process; response to reactive oxygen species; cellular response to oxidative stress
Cellular component (GO): chloroplast
Molecular function (GO): peroxidase activity; heme binding
Source: RefSeq, a predicted model, not a curated record